Molecule: messenger RNA, 3261 nt
Organism: Budorcas taxicolor (takin)
Lineage: Eukaryota; Metazoa; Chordata; Mammalia; Artiodactyla; Bovidae
Gene: GMIP
Product: GEM interacting protein
Exons: 21
Coding region: 1-2898 (965 amino acids)
Biological process (GO): signal transduction; negative regulation of GTPase activity; activation of GTPase activity
Cellular component (GO): plasma membrane
Molecular function (GO): GTPase activator activity
Source: RefSeq, a predicted model, not a curated record
AUGGACUCAACAGAGCCGGGGUUACCCCCGGCUCCUGAGAGCAGGAAGAGGUACAGUGACAUCUUCCGAAGCCUGGACAACCUCGAGAUCUCACUGGGGAACGUGACUCUUGAGAUGCUGGCUGGAGACCCUGUGAUUUCAGGAGACCUGGAACCUGACAAGAAACCCACAGCCACUUUGACCAGUGAAACCAGCCGCUGGAGUGGCCCCUCCCCAGAGGAUCCUGCACCCCUUACAGGGGAGGAACUGGACUUGCGGCUCAUCCGAACCAAGGGAGGCGUGGAUGCAGCCCUGGAGUACGCCAAGACCUGGAGCCGCUACGUCAAGGAGCUGCUGGCCUGGACUGAGAAGAGAGCCAGCUAUGAGCUGGAGUUUGCCAAAAGCAUUAUGAAGAUUGCCGAGGCUGGCAAGGUGUCAAUCCAGCAGCAGAGCCAAAUGUCACUGCAAUAUAUCUACCUCCUGUUUCUGGAGCACGACCUCAGCCUAGCAACCCUGGCCAUGGAGACACUGGCCCAGCAGAAAAGGGACUAUUACCAGCCCUUGGCUGCCAAACGGACUGAGAUUGAGAAGUGGCGGAAGGAGUUCAAGGAGCAGUGGAUGAAGGAGCAGAAACGCAUGAACGAGGCGGUGCAGGCGCUGCGGCGGGCCCAGCUCCAGUACAUGCAGCGCAGCGAGGAGCUGCGGGUUCGCUCCCAGGUGUCGCCUGAAGACCUGGCUCUCCAGGCCUCACCAGGCCCCAACAAACAUCAGGAGCGGCGGCGGCGCUCUCGAGAAGAGGCCCAGGCCAAGGCGCAGGAGGCCGAAGCGCUGUACCAGGCCUGCGUCAGAGAGGCCAACGCGCGGCAACAGGAACUGGAGGCCGCCAAGCAGCGGAUCGUGUCACACGUGCGCAAACUGGUGCUGCAGGGGGACGAAGUGCUGAGGCGGGUGACCCUGGGAUUGUUCGGGCUUCGAGAGGCUCAGGCAGAGCGGGCCCCGCGCGCCUUCGCCGCCCUGGCCGAGUGCUGCCUUCCGUUCGAGCCUGGCCAGCGAUACCAAGAGUUCGUGAGGGCCAUACAGCCCCACUCCCCACCGCCCCCACCACCCGCCUAUUCUUUCCAGGAGUUCACGCACAGUUCCCCUCUGGACACAAGAAAGAAGCUCUCUGGAGCACCCCCUCCACAGCUGGAGGAGAGUGCAGCUGAGCCAGGCCCUUGGGAGGACACAGGCACAGGCUGCCAGGGAGCUCCGGGCCCCACUGUGGGCAGCGAUGUGGACGGUGUGGGUGGUGGCAGCGAGCCUCGUUCCCAGGACUCUCCCACCUCCAGUCCAGGCUCCGGCACAAGGCGGCUGGUAAAAGUGUCAUCCAUAGGCACCGAGUCUUCAGAUGACUUCGAGGAGCGAGACCCUGACCUGGGAGAUGGGCUGGAGAACGGGCCAGGGACCCCCUUCAGGAAGUGGACACUAUCGAGCGCGGCCCAGACCCACCGGCUGCGGCGGCUGCGGGGCCCAGCCAAGUGCCGAGAGUGUGAGGCUUUCAUGGUCAGCGGGACAGAGUGCGAGGAGUGCUUUCUGGCCUGCCACAAGCGCUGCCUCGAGACCCUACUGAUCCUCUGUGGACAUAAGCGGCUACCAGCCCGGACUCCCCUCUUUGGGGUCAGCUUCCUGCAGCUGCCCAGGGACUUCCCAGAGGAGGUGCCUUUUGUGAUCACCAGGUGCACGGCCGAGAUAGAACAGCGCGCGCUCCAUGUGCAGGGCAUUUAUCGGGUCAGCGGGUCCAGGGUCCGCGUGGAACGGCUGUGCCAGGCUUUUGAGAAUGGCCGAGCAUUGGUUGACCUGUCAGGGAACUCACCUCAUGAUGUCUCGAGUGUUCUCAAGCGAUUCCUCCAGGAGCUCACUGACCCCGUGAUCCCCUUCCACCUCUACGAUGCCUUCAUCUCUCUGGCUAAGACCCUGCAUGCAGACCCUGUGCACGACCCUGGGACCCCCAGCCCCAGCCCUGAGGUUAUCCGCUCGCUGAAGACCCUCUUGGUGCAGCUGCCCGACUCUAACUACAGCACCCUGCGGCACCUGGUGGCCCAUCUGUUCAGGGUGGCUGCACAGUUUGAGGACAACAAGAUGUCUGCCAACAACCUGGGCAUUGUAUUUGGGCCGACGCUGUUGCGGCUGCCCGACGGUCCAGGGCCAGCCGGUGCCGGACCCGUCACCUGCCUGCUGGAUUCCGCACACCAGGCUCAGCUCGUCGAGUUCCUCAUUGUGCACUAUGAGCAGAUCUUCGGGCCCGACGAGCUCCUCCUGCCCACUGAGCCCCUGCCCCAAGAACCCAGCCCACCCCCUGUGACCCUCCCAGCUAGCCUCCAGCCACCACACUUACAACUUGUCCUGGACCCCCUGCCCUUAUCCCUAGCCUCAGACCAGGACCCAGACGCCAUGCUCCUUAGUGCUCUGGAGAAGCAUCCCGAGGCCACGCUCCCAGAGAUUUCAACUCUGCAGAGUGAGCAGGAAGAGGAAAUAACCGAAGACGUCAAAAAUGAGGGAGGGGAAGUGCCCAGCCAAGGGCCUGAGGACUCACCCCUGGGGACACAGCCCCGUGGCCACUUCAGCCGCCAGCCAGUGAAGUAUCCCCGGGGAGGUGUGCGGCCUGUCACCCACCAGCUGUCCGGCUUGGCCCUGGUGGCUUCCAAAUUGUCCGAGGAGACCCCCGUCACAUCAGUGCCCCAAGGGAGCUUGCAGAGGCGAGGACCCAGCCCUGCCGCUACCACCCGUGAGGACAGCCCUCUGCGCCGCACCCCUCUGCCCAAGCAUUUUGAGAUCACCCAGGAGACAGCCAGGCUACUCUCCAAGCUGCACAGCGAGUCUGUGCCCACGGCUACCUGCUACCCAGACCCCCAAACUGAGGAAGCUGAGGACCACUUCUGACUAUUCCAGCGCUCUGAUCAAGAAGGCCAGGACUGAGAAGAUGGGCCCAACUUCCCAGGAGUUAAAUGUUGGGGUGUCUGGAGAGUUGCUCUGAGGAAAGACUACAUGGCCUAGCAGAGAACUAAAACCCUUUUGGCGGUACCAGGAUACCCUCUACAAGACACAGGUCAAUGUCAAGCAUCAGGGCCACUCAGGUUCAGAGGUCACUCAGGGUCAGUAUAGGUCACAGGAUCCUUGAGACAGGGGUGCUUUUUGCUACUUUGGUUGUGGCCACUCCCCCAUCUCUGUCUCCUUAGCUGAUCCCAAGUGACCAGAUCUUGGAGGGUGUGGCAACUCAGACUCAGCAUCCUGGUGGUGCCUGCG